Messenger RNA from Metschnikowia bicuspidata var. bicuspidata NRRL YB-4993, 1389 nucleotides. It is a transcript of the gene SAM2, whose product is annotated as methionine adenosyltransferase. Lineage: Eukaryota; Fungi; Ascomycota; Pichiomycetes; Serinales; Metschnikowiaceae. Gene Ontology annotation, cellular component: cytosol. Gene Ontology annotation, biological process: S-adenosylmethionine biosynthetic process. Bases 23 to 1171 code for a protein of 382 amino acids. The record is from RefSeq and is a predicted model, not a curated record. The transcript has a single exon. Gene Ontology annotation, molecular function: methionine adenosyltransferase activity; ATP binding.
CCACCUUCGACUAACCCCUAUAAUGCCCGAGAAAUUUCUUUUCACCUCCGAGUCCGUUGGCGAAGGCCACCCAGACAAGAUCUGUGACCAGGUCUCCGACGCCAUCUUGGACGCCUGUUUGGCCGAGGACCCUUUGUCUAAGGUCGCCUGUGAGACCGCUGCCAAGACCGGUUUGAUCAUGGUGUUUGGUGAGAUCACCACCAAGGCCAACUUGGACUACCAAAAAAUCAUUAGAGACACCAUCAAGCACAUUGGCUACGACCACUCCGACAAGGGUUUCGACUACAAGACCUGUAACGUGCUUGUCGCCAUUGAGCAGCAAUCGCCAGACAUUGCCCAAGGUUUGCACUACGAGAAGGCUUUGGAGGAGUUGGGUGCCGGUGACCAGGGUAUCAUGUUCGGUUACGCCACCGACGAGACUGAGGAGAAGUUGCCCUUGACCAUCUUGUUGUCGCACAAGUUGAACAAGGCCUUGGCCGACGCCAGAAGAUCCGGCGAGUUGGCCUGGUUGAGACCAGACACCAAGACCCAGGUCACCGUCGAGUACGAGAAGGAGGGCGGUGCCGUCAAGCCUUUGAGAGUCGACACCGUUGUCAUCUCCACCCAGCACGCCGACGACAUCUCGACCGAGGACUUGAGAGAGAAGAUCUUGGAGCAAAUCAUCAAGAAGACCAUCCCCGCCCACUUGUUGGACGACAAGACCAUCUACCACAUCCAGCCAUCCGGCAGAUUCGUCAUCGGUGGUCCUCAGGGUGACGCUGGUUUGACCGGAAGAAAGAUCAUUGUGGACACCUACGGUGGUUGGGGUGCCCACGGUGGUGGUGCUUUCUCUGGAAAGGACUUCUCUAAGGUCGACAGAUCUGCGGCCUACGCCGCCAGAUGGGUUGCCAAGUCUCUUGUCAACGCCGGCUUGGCCAGAAGAGCGUUGGUGCAAUUCUCCUACGCCAUCGGUGUUGCCGAGCCUUUGUCCAUCCACGUCGACACCUACGGUACCUCCAAGUACACCUCCGAGCAAUUGGUGGAAAUCAUCAGAAACAACUUUGACUUGAGACCAGGUGUCAUUGUCAAGGAGUUGAACUUGGCCAGACCAAUUUACUUCAACACUGCUUCCUACGGCCACUUCACCAACCAGGAGAACUCUUGGGAAAAGCCAAAGGAGUUGAAGUUCUAGGUUUUGCACUGUGCCAACAUCAGAAUACUUAACAAAUUAAUGUGAUGACUCACGACCAUGUCGACGCUCAACUCGUCGACACCCAAGUUUAUUUCGUUGCUUUUCAUGUCAUUUUCCAAUGUCAUUCAUUUUUUAUAUUUUUCAUUUGCUAUUCAAAAAAGGGAUAGAGUUUGCAUUAAUUGGGGUCCUCAACGGACAAUUAAGUUAAUAGAAGGAAU